Rhizophagus irregularis DAOM 181602=DAOM 197198 is the source of this 1885-nucleotide messenger RNA. The record is from RefSeq and is a predicted model, not a curated record. NCBI's taxonomy places the organism in Eukaryota, Fungi, Glomeromycota, Glomeromycetes, Glomerales, Glomeraceae.
GGAAUGAAGAGCCAGUAGCGCCCCAAUAUACAGGUGGAUGGGAUGCGCCAGUAGCGCCGCAGUCUGCAGGUGGAUGGAAUGAAGAGCCAGUAGCGCCUCAGUCUGCAGGUGGAUGGGAUGAAGAGCCAGUAGCACCGCAGUCUGCAGGUGGAUGGGAUUAAACGUCAGUAACAACAGCUACAGGAAUGUGGGAUGAAAAUCCAGUAACGCCGGUUACAUCUUGGGAUAAUGUGGAAACAGUUUCUGGACAGAGUACAGAAAAGGAUGCUCAGAGUAGCACGAUUAUUGAGAAUAGCAAUACGAAAAAGAAAAAAAACAAAAAAAAGAAAAUUGCUUCUUUUGGCCGGUUCCUCCAGAAAAUAUCUUCAACUGUAACACUUUCAAUUACAGUCAUUUUAAAUUAUCGUUCUUAUUUGCGAAGAAUUUUGUCAACUAAUAAAAAAAAAAAUAAUGGGACUUUGGUACAAAUUAAAUUACCAAAUAUUUCACCUGAAAUUUUUCAAAUAAUUUUAAGGUAUAUUUAUGGCGGAGAACCAUCUUUGAAAAAUUAUGAUAAUUUAGAUAUCAUUAAAAUCAUGGUCGCUGCUAGUGAAUUGAACCUUCAGGAACUAGUUAUCUAUACACAAUCUUUUUUGAUUAAUUACAAAGCAGACUGGAUGGAACAAAAUUUUAGUUUGGUAUAUCAAACAAGUUUUGAAAAUGAUUCUUUCUUGGAGCUUCAAAAGUUUUGUACUGAUUUAAUGUCCAAAAACCCAGAUAAGAUAUUCAAGUCAUUAGAUUUCUUUUCAAUUCCAGAAAAAAUUUUGAUCUCACUUAUUCAAAUUGAUGAUCUUAAAAUGAAUGAAAUUAAAGUAUGGGAGAAUGUUCUUAAAUGGGGUCUUGCACAAAAUCCUGAGCUUUCUUCAGAUCCCUCUAAUUAUUCAAAAGAUGAUUUUAAUUCUUUAAAAAAUACUUUACAACAAUGUAUUCCUUUUAUACGAUUCUAUAAUUUAACUUCUAAAGAAUUUUCAGAUAAUAUUCUACCUUAUAAGGAAAUUCUACCAGAGGAAUUAUUUACGGAUUUAUUAAGAAACUUUUUAAAUUUACAUCCUGAUAGCAAGGUCAACCAUAAAUCAAAGCCCCGUAUAGCUAAAGAAGGGACACCAACUUCUACAACUAUUGAUGAUGAAAGAAAGAUUGAAAACUCAACCUUUUCAUGGGAUAAUAGAAAGCCCGUUUCAUUAGGUCACAUUGAUGAAUGGAGGACCAACCCAAAACCAAUUUCAUUGAAUGAAAGGCCCAACCCAUGGAAUCGUUCAUGGAGUAAGGUCGCAAAGUCCAACCCAAGGCCAACUUCAUCGGAUGAAAAGUCCAACCCAAGGCCAAUUUCAUCAAUUUUAUUGGAUGAUAACAGUUCAAGGAGCAGUUCAUGGAAUAAGAUCGNUCAUCAGAUGACUGGUCCAACCCAAUUUUAUUGGGUGAUAACAGUUCAAGGAGCAGUUCAUGGAGUAAGAUCGCAAAGUCCAACCCAGGUCCAAUUUCAUCAGAUGACUGGUCCAAACCAAAGUCCAUUUUAUUGGAUGAUAACAGUUCAAGGAGCAGUUCAUGGAGUAAGAAACUACUAUGCCUAAUGAAAAAGAAGCAGCAAGCAAUUUAUGUUCAAAGUAAUAAAAAUGAGUAGCUGAAUGCAACUAAUUCUUCAGGUCUCUCUGGAUCUCUUAUUAUAUUUGGAUAUAAUUUUUCUGGAAUCGUUUGUACGAGUUGGAGGUGCGAACUGAUGCAAAUCUUGAUUUCAAUUGAUAUCAUGUGAUUACGAACGAAAAAGUGAAUUUUGGAAAGUAUUUACUUUUUUUCUUUUUAGGGAUUCCUUGAAGUAUUUCAAUUUAUUUAAACCAUGCACUUUUCU